Molecule: messenger RNA, 1866 nt
Organism: Klebsormidium nitens
Lineage: Eukaryota; Viridiplantae; Streptophyta; Klebsormidiophyceae; Klebsormidiales; Klebsormidiaceae
Source: the annotation of a GenBank genome assembly
AUGGUGCACAGCUCGGUUCUGACCGCACUCGACAAGAAAAAGGUUUCAUGGUUUCACUUUCAGGCCAUCAUCAUUGCAGGUGUGGGGUUCUUCAACGAUGCAUACGACCUCUUCGUGAUUGGCCUCUUGACCAAGCUCAUUGGUCGCAUCUACUUCAUCCCUAGCCAGCCGCCUUUUCCCAAAAAAGUGCCCACAAUCCCCAUUGGGCCCAACUCUGCGGUAACGGCGGUAGCUCUCGUAGGCACCUUCUGCGGGCAGCUUUUCUUCGGAUGGCUCGGCGACGCGAUCGGGCGCAAGACGGCGUACGGCGUGACGCUGUUGAUCAUGGUCGUCUUCGGCGCGGCGCAGGGGCUGUCUUUCGGAAACACAGCCGAAGCAGUCGUUACCACGCUCUGUAUCAUGCGCUUCUUCCUGGGAUUCGGAAUCGGAGGAGACUACCCCCUGUCUGCCGUCAUCAUGAGCGAGUAUUCGAACAGGAGGACACGUGGCGCUUUUGUGGCUGCCGUCUUCAGCAUGCAAGGUAUCGGCAUCAUAACAGGGGCCGCCAUCACCCUGGCGGUCGCCGGAUCUUUCAAGAGCAACCACCCUAGACCCCCCUACAGCGUGGAACCGAUAGCCUCGCAGGGCUACCCCGCCUCUGACUUUGUGUGGCGCAUCAUUCUGUCGGUCGGCUGCAUCCCGGCCAUACUCACGUUCUACUACCGCCUCAAGCUGCCCGAGACCGCGCGCUACACGUCCAUCGUUGCGCGGAACGCGGCGAAAACCGCGGUGGACAUGAGCAAGGUUCUCAAGACCCAGUUCACGGAGGCCGACGCGCGCAUCCAGCGCGACGCCGACAGGAUCGACGCUAGCGUCGCGGCCGCGGCCGCGGCCGCAGUUCCGAACGGCCCGCUGGAUUUUAACGGCGACCACGGACAUGCCGUAGAGAGCAAGAAGGAGGGCUGGUGGAAGCGGAUGCGUCGCCGCCAGAAGCAGGCGUGGGCGGACUUCAAGCGCGGCUGGCGGUCGCCCAAGAUUGUCCCCUUCGACGAACAGAACUGGGGCUGGUUCCUGCGGCACUACGGCAGAUACCUUUUCGGCACGUCGUCCACGUGGUUCUUCCUGGACAUCGCGUUCUACAGCCAGAACCUGUUCCAGACGCAGGUCUUCACCGUCAUCGGCUGGCUGCCGCCCGCGACCACCAUGAGCGCGCUGCAGGAGACCUACAAGCUCGCGCGCGCGCAGGCUCUGGUGGCGCUAUGGUCAACGAUCCCCGGGUACUACUUCACGGUGGCGACGGUGGACUGGCUGGGCCGCAAGACGGUGCAGCUGAUGGGCUUCUUCUUCAUGACGCUCUUUAUGCUCAUCCUCGCCGCGGACUAUCCCAGCAUCAGCAAGAAGAAAGGCGCGUUCGUGGCCCUGUAUUCGCUGACGUUCUUCUUCGCCAACUGGGGGCCCAAUGCGACUACGUUCAUCAUUCCGUCCGAGAUCUUCCCCGCAAAGUUCCGCUCCACUGGCCACGGAAUCUCCGCUGCCUGCGGCAAGGCGGGGGCCAUCGUGGGCGCGUUCGGCUUCCUGUACGCGAGCCAACCCAAGUCGGCCGCGGCCGCGUACCCGUACCCGCCGGGCAUCGGCCUGCAGCUCACGCUGGCGAUCCUGACGAUCGCCAACGGGCUGGGCCUGAUCUGCACCAUCUUCUUCGUGCCGGAGACCAAGGGACGCAGCCUGGAGGAGUUUGAGACGCCGGGGGUGGUCGGGGCCCGCCACGUGGAGCUCGCGCAGUCUACCGCACCCCGAGGUGCCGCAACCGCCGUCGAUACUGAGGCGCCGCCACCCCCCGGCCUUCAUGUGGCUCCGCCAGCAGCCUCUGCUCGGGUCGCGGUUUGA